This is a messenger RNA of Abrus precatorius (Indian licorice), 1238 nucleotides long. RefSeq names its product UPF0496 protein At3g19330-like. The record is from RefSeq and is a predicted model, not a curated record. Lineage: Eukaryota; Viridiplantae; Streptophyta; Magnoliopsida; Fabales; Fabaceae. The transcript is spliced from 2 exons. Bases 31 to 1014 code for a protein of 327 amino acids.
AGAGUGCAACGAUCAACUCUCAGAAUUAGAAUGCCGAAAUGCAUAUCCUUCUUCAGAUCAUCCACCUCAAUGCCAAACUCCUCUCAAGAGGACACACCCAGCGUUUCUCGCGAAUACAACCUCGCCGUUCACACCAACUCCUACGCCGAGAUUCGCUCCAAUAUCCAAUCUCAACUUCACACGCUUAACCCAGACCGAGACCGCGUCCAACACGCGCUAUCAGACACCACAACCACCACGCGCCUCAUCUCCACCUUCUUCGACCACACGGAAACCGCCUCCGAACUCUGCCUCCACCUCCACCAAUGUCUCAGCCUCGCGCGUGCCGCCCACGCCCCUCUCCUUGACCUCUUCGAAACAAUCGACCCUCUUCACCCAACACACAGCGAUUGCAAGCGCGCCAUUCCUCUCUUUCACCACUUCGACAAACAAAACAACUCCAUCCCCGAUUCCCACAUCUUCUCGAACCUUCGCGAAGCCUUAUCCAACCUCAAAACGCAGCUCGAUCGCCGCGUUUCGAAGUCCCUAUCUAGGGUACGCUUUUUCCGUCGCGCCGCCGCCGGCUCGGCCAUCUGCCUGGUCGCCGUCGCCGUCGGGGUGGUGGUGGCGACCGUGGCAGUGACCCUGCACGCUGUGGUCGCCUUGGCGACUGCGGCAUCGGCUGGCGCUGUGCCUGUUUGUGCAUCUGAGAGAAGAGAAUUAGUGAGGUUGAAACAGCUUGAUGCUGCUGCAAAAUGUUCUUAUGUUCUGAGCAAUGAUCUUGGCACAAUUGAUGCACUCGUUUCGCGGCUUCGCGCCGCGGUUGAAGGAGAUAGGGUUUUGGUUCGGCUUAGCUUGGAGAGGGGGAAUGAGAGGUACCUUGUGCAAGAAGUGAUUAAGCAACUUUGCAAGAGCCAUGAUGGUUUUAUACGCCAGGUUGAGGAUCUGGAAGAGCACAUAUACCUCUGCUUUUAUAACAUCAACAAGGCAAGAUUCUUGCUCUUUCAAGAGAUAUGCAAUAGUUCAACUUUGUAGUUCUUGUUCCUAACCAACUAAUCAAUGUUUUAGUUUUAGAUUAAUAUUUUGUUGACACCCCUUUUUGGGGUGUGGAAUGGAUGGGAGAAGAAAGAAAUGUUAAAAAAAAAACAAAAGAUGUGAUAGAUAAGUUGACACAAAAGGAAGAGAUAGAUUGAAAGAAGAGGAGGAUGUAAAAUUGAUGUAUGGUAAAUUAGGUUUGAAAUAUAAGGGUCUGUUUGGAU